Acipenser ruthenus (sterlet) is the source of this 549-nucleotide messenger RNA. RefSeq names its product brain acid soluble protein 1-like. The transcript has 2 exons. Bases 1 to 549 code for a protein of 182 amino acids. The record is from RefSeq and is a predicted model, not a curated record. Lineage: Eukaryota; Metazoa; Chordata; Actinopteri; Acipenseriformes; Acipenseridae.
AUGAAGCAAGCCUGCUCUAAGCUCAGAUCAGCGGCUGCGGCGGAGGGCAGCGCUGAAAGGGAGAGGGCUGGUCAGGCUGAGGGUGUUCGGGGAGCACAGGUGGAGGAGUCGGCGGAGACGCCCGUGCCUGCGCCCCGAGUUAAGAAGAGGAUUGCUGCGGAGGAGCAGUCUGCAGCAGCGGAGCAGCCUACAGAGUCAACCGGCCCUGUGGCGGCUCACAAAAGUAGCAGCGAGUCUCAACUCGCUGCUUCUGGGGAGCCGAGCUGCGGCUCGCUGGUUGAUGGUGAUGCGGGGUCUCAGCCCAGUGCUGCCACCGUCGGAGAGUCGGGGCCGGGGGAGAGCGGCGGUGACGGCGGUGAUCAGGCCGUGGCUGCUGAGCUUUCCCGCACAGGGAAGGAGGCUAGCGGCAGCACUGGACUAGCAUCCAGUGACGCCAUAGCCCUGCCCUCAGCAGAGUCCUCACGGCCGGAGGAAGAUGAGUCGGGAGCCACAGAGGAGGAUUCGGCCGAGGAAUGGGAGGCGUUCGCGGGAGAAGAUGAGGAUGAGUAG